UAACCCACGUUGACCUGGCUAAUCCCGGUUCCGCUUGGGGGGAAACUUCAGUACAGCCUUCUGUCCCAGGAGGACAACCCGCCGUCCUCAACGUGCUCGGGGUAAAACCGUUACUUUUUCAAGGUUAAAAGAACAUGACUGAAAAGCUGGAACAUGAUGUCACAAACACCGCUUUUUUGUCAUUAGUGGAAUUGUCAAGAAAUUGGCUGCUGGCUAAAUUGGGAGUCAUUAUUUUUCUGGGAAGGAGCCGGGUUAUUUUGAUGAGCAGGAAAAGGGAGAGAAUCGCAGUGAUACCCUGGGGUCGGGGGCGGUGUGCAGAGGCUGGGAGUAACAGGUGGCACUUGGCAAGAAGUACACCACAUCGGGCACCGUACGGAGCUCUCCGUUGCGAUAAUCGGGAAUCGUGGAUCUUCACAGCCCUGCGCGCUCCCCCCUUCUCUGGAAGGAAGGCCGGUUCCCGGGACUUCUGCUCUGACGUCUGGAAGCCCGUGACAGUGCCUUCCCCCAGUGCCUUGCUCGUAGACAAUCCCACACCGUUUGGGAAUGCAAAGGAAGUGAUCGCAAUCAAGGACUACCACCCAGCCAACUUCACCACCCUCAAGUUCUCCAAGGGCGACCACCUCUACGUCCUAGACGCGUCCGGCGGGGAGUGGUGGUACGCCCACAGCACCACGGAGAUGGGCUACAUCCCGUCCUCCUACGUGCAGCCCUUGAACUACCGGGACUCCACCCUGAGCGACAGCGGGGUGAUCGACCAUCUUCCAGACAGCCCAGACGAGGUGGCCAAGGAGUUAGACCUGCUCGGGGGGUGGACGGAGGACAAGGGACCGAGCAAGACCUACAGCAAUAACCCCUUCUGGAACGGGGCCCAGACAAACCCAUUUCUGAACGGAAACGCGCCGGCGAUGCCCAGCUUGGACGAGCUGACCCCCAGAAGCACCGUGGAUUUGCUCCUUUUUGAUACGGGCACGUCUUCGUUCACCGAAUCCAGCUCCGCGACCACCAACAGCGUCGGCAACAUCUUUGACGAGCUGCCGGCCGCAGGCCGCCUCCAGGCCGAGGCGCCGGGCAAGCGGGACAACCCCUUCUUCAGAAGCAAGCGCUCCUACAGCCUGUCGGAGCUCUCCGUCCUCCAGGCCAAGUCCGACGCCCCCGACUCCUCGGGCUUCUUCACGGGCCUGAAAUCCCCGGCCCCGGAGCAGUUCCAGAGCCGGGAGGACUUCCGUGCCGCCUGGCUGAGCCACCGGAAGCUGGCCCGGUCUUGCCACGAUCUGGACCUGCUGGGCCAGAGCCCCGGGUGGGGCCAGACCCAGGCGGUGGAGACGAGCAUCGCGUGCAAGCUGGACAGCUCCGGGGGCGCCGUGCAGCUGCCCGACAGCGGCAUCAGCAUCCACGUGCCCGAGGGCCACGUGGCCCCAGGGGAGACGCAGCAGAUCUCCAUGAAAGCCCUGCUGGACCCCCCGUUGGAGCUCAACAGCGACAGGUGCAGCAGCGUCAGCCCGGUGCUGGAGGUGAAGGUGAGCACCCUGGAGGUGAAAACCUUCAUCAUCGUGGAGAUGAAAGUGUCGGCCGAGGUGAAAAACGACAUCUUUAGCAAAAGCACGGUGGGUCUCCAGUGCCUGAGGAGUGACUUGAAGGAGGGGCCCUAUGUCCCCAUCCCACUCACCUACAGCUAUGGGGACACGGUCCAGAUGCAGCUGGACAACCUAGAGCCCUGUAUGUACCUGGCCGUUGUGGCCCACGGCCCCAACAUUCUCUACCCUUCCACGGUGUGGGACUUCAUCCACAAGAAGAUCACCGUGGGCCUCUAUGGGCCCAAACACAUUCACCCAUCCUUCAAGACCGUGGUGACCAUUUUUGGGCACGACUGUGCCCCGAAGACGCUGCUGGUCAGCGAGGUCACCCGCCAGGCCCCCAGCCCUGCCCCCGUGGCCCUGCAGCUCUGGGGUAAGCACCAGUUCGUCUUGUCCAGGCCCCAGGAUCUCCACGUCUGCAUGUUUUCCAACAUGACCAACUACGAGGUCAAGGCCAGCGAGCAGGCCAAGGUGGUGAGGGGGUUCCAGAUGAAGCUGGGCAAGGUGAGCCGCCUCAUCUUCCCCAUCACCUGCCAGAACCCCGGCGAGCUGUCCGACUUCACCCUGCGGGUUCAGGUGAAGGGCGACCAGGAGGCCAUCCUGACGCAGUUUUGCGUGCAGACUCCCCAGCCGCCCCCCAAAAGUGCCAUCAAGCCCUCCGGGCAAAGGCGGUUUCUCAAGAAGAACGAGGUCGGGAAAAUCAUCCUGUCCCCGUUUGCUGCCACCACCAAAUACCCGACUUUUCAGGACCGCCCCGUGUCCAGCCUCAAGUUCGGCAAGCUGCUCAAGACCGUGGUGCGGCAGAGCAAGAACCACUACCUGCUGGAGUACAAGAAGGGGGACAGCGUCGCGCUGCUCAGCGAGGAGAAGAUCCGGCUGAAGGGGCAGCUGUGGACCAAGGAGUGGUACAUCGGCUACCACCAGGGCAAGGUCGGCCUCGUGCACGCCAAGAACGUGCUGGUGGUGGGCAGGGCCAGGCCGAGCCUCCUCUCGGGGCCCGAGCUGAGCACCUCGGUGCUGCUGGAGCAGAUCCUGCGACCCUGUAAGUUCCUCACCUACAUCUACGCCUCGGUCAGGACCUUGCUCAUGGAGAACGUCAGCAGCUGGCGCUCCUUCGCCGAUGCCUUGGGCUACGGCAACCUGCCGCUCACCUUUUUCUGCCGGGCCGAGCUGGACAGUGAGCCCGAGCGGGUGGCGUCCGUUCUGGAAAAGCUCAAGGAGGAUUGUAACAACACGGAGAACAAAGAGCGAAAGUCCUUCCAGAAGGAGCUCAUGAUGUGGCCUCGUUUACUCGUGUUCCGGUUUCUUCUUAUUGUCCGCAUCGGAAAUAAACGCCGCGAUCGAAAGGACCUUGGCCCCCGGGACACAGUCCGCUGCUUGAGGAAAUGCACGAGUGAAUGAGAGCAGACCCCGGCCCGGGCUGAGAACCUGAAGGGGUGCCGCCCACGCGGCCAGCCCGCGCCCUGGCCCCGCUUCUUUGAUUCCGUGUCCUUGAUGUUGCUUCAGUGCGGGUUUUCGAUAUCAGGGCUCCUCCGAGGGCCGUCUUGCACAACCACGUGGGCUCCUUGGUGCGCCUGCCUCCGUCUGCCCUUUCUCACCCACGCGGUGCGUGACCACCGUCAGAGAACGCCCCGUCUGUCCCCGGCUCACCGAGCUCUGCAGGAGAAGCCGGGACGGCCCGUGACAGAGGACGGCCAGCCCGUCGACGGCCCACCCCGGACCUUAUUGAACGUGGUGGUGAGGGGCACUGCCGGGCUGCUGUCGGGAAGGGGCGUGACUGGCCCUGACCGAGGAGGGUAGGCCGGGCGGACAGAGGCCCCGGGGCCCAGAAUGAAAGAGCCGCCACAGAGCGUUGGUACUCGAUAUUCACGAAGCGUGUCUUUGCCGCCUCCUGUGUGCUUAGGGGCGAUGCUGGGUGCUGGGCUUCCCAAGAACACGGGUCUUUGACUUGAAGAAGGCACGGAGUGAAGAGUCACAGCGCAGGACUUACUUGUCUCGAGCCCCGAAGAGAAGGGCCCCCCGGCGGAUCAGGGAACGGCGAACAGGGUUGGGGCAGGGUGGAUCCUGAUACGGGCAGGAAGCACGGAAGCCCACCUGAUGAGGGAGGGGCUGUCAGGUUGGGGGUACCGCGCGGGCAAGGACCGGGGUGCGCGAGGGCAUACACAGAUGGGGUCCGAUCAGAGGCUGGGGUGAUAGAGGAUGGUGAUAUGUGGGGUGUGGAGCCCCCUGUACCAGAUAAUGCUUGUGCUUUAUUCUGUAGGCAUUGGGGGGGGGUACGUGUUUUAGGGGAGGAGAAGGGGAGUCAGGCUGGAUCCAGAUGUGUCCCUGGACCCUGGAUUCCAGGUGCGUCCCUGCUCCUUGCCACGUCUCCCAGUCUCCGAGCCACCCAGAGGCGGCGGUCGGUGGAGAGCCCCAACCCUGAGUGUCCUUCCUUCCGAUGAUCAGGACGCCUGGGGGUGGGGGACCUAAUUUUCGUAGUCCUCUCCAGGUAGAUUUGUGUGAAGGAAACAAAUGAGUAAUUCUGACACGGAUUCCCCGGGCCACGCCCCCUCCGGCUGGUUUCCACGCCUGGCUGUCCACAGCCGCAGGGCGCGCCCCGCAGCCAGGCCUGUGGUGGCUGGUCUGCCGCGUUCUCCCUCCUCCUCUGGCGGGUAGCCGUCGGGUGGCUGGUGGGUCCCAGGGCCUGCGGUCACUCUCUCACUGCGUCGCUGGUGACAGGCUCUGUCUUCCUGCACAUCAGUGUCGACCUUCAGAGCGCGAGGGGUCUUUGAGUUUGCAUAACUUCCUUGACUCACCCCAGGUGUUGUUUUUUCCUGAAUGAAAACAGUCCUCACUGAUUUUUGUUUGUCUGUAAACACAGCCUGUGUUUCUUUUUUGCACCGAAAUUUUACACGCGUGAAGGACAGAAGCAGAAGGCGGAGGGGUCCCCGGCCCCAUCGCCCGUCGUUAACCUCUUUGAGCGGUUUGGGGCGUAGAUGCUGUGGCUGUUUAUAAAUUCCGUGGGGUUGGCCGAGGGGCUGUCCCCUCCUCUGCGGUGCCCGGUGGAGAGCGUGCGGGCAGCCCUGGGCGCGUGCCUGCUGCUUCCCAGGUCUGCGGAAGGGCCGGGUGCUGGUGCCUCCUUGUCCGUGUGUCUCUGCACGCCUGUCCACACUGAGAUGUCCCAGGGGCUCUGCACGCCUGUCCACGGAUGUUCCAGGACACUAAGCCGUGGGCCCUUCCCGAGCUCGAGAAGCCAUCCGUCGGCGACUUCGCGAGUGUCACUGGGGGGGGGGGGCACAGCUGUGAGUGGCAGGGGCUGUUACCGUGGUGGCUGACCGCACGGUGUGUACCCCUCCUCAGUUUCAUCGACUUUGGGCUCCGUGUCGGGAUUCUUGCUCCCUGGGGGGACAAACCACGGCCUGUUCUUUGCCGUCGGCACGUUGAGGUUCUCUACCGCUGCUUUCUGGUCCACUUUGUGCAAAACACGUAUCUGAGUGUGUUUGUACCGGGAACUGUGACGACGCUGAAGGAGAGGGCUUGGCUCAAGCGGUGGCCCUGAGUAGAUCUGGGGGGCCGAGUGUGUGCGUGGAAGGUGGCACACGGAACCCCGAGGUUUUCGUUCCGCGACAUGCUUCCGAUAGGAGAAGUUAUGUCUCGUGUCCGGGAAUCCCUCGCAAACAAGACACAGGAUCUGUCCUCAUGGCGGGGAGGGAAGGGCCGUCGGGGACAGGGGCAGGCCUCCCUGGAGGGACCGAGGCCAGCGCUCAGAGCUGGUUGCUGGAGCCGCCAGGGUGGCCGGGGGUCACUGGUGGCGGCUAUGGCUGGGGUCGUUUGAGUCCGGGUGUGGGCUCUUUGGAGAAGGUUCUCUGAGAAGAGAAACUUACUCUAGGAUACAAAUCGAGGGAGGGGCGGCUGUUUCCAGGAGUGAGGUGGGGUGGGAUAAACCCCCAGAGCCUUGGACGCUGAUGGAAGUCACGGGGAAAAUCGCGAGGUGGGGGCAGACGGGGGCUGGACGGGAUGGCGUGCAGCGAUUCUCUACGAAUCGGCAGAAGAGCCUCCUUAUCGCCCCAAACAGGAGGCAGGUAGCGAACCAGUGUGCAUGCAUUUAGGCAGGUUCCCGGAGCUCCUGCGCCCCCAAAGCAGGGGCUCCCCUGCCCGCCGCUCGUGGGGGAGUGCGGCCCUUCUGGUGUUUGCACAUCUCGGGAAUAGAAGCACGCGCGGGAUUCGCAUACAGCAAAACCAAAAUGACACUUCAUUAUGUGUUCCUAAGAGUGUCUCCCAAAACAGCGCUUGGCAGACUGGCUCCUGUGAAGGAAGUCGCGCUGGACCGAGCUGUGCCCGGCGGUUCCCACACGUGUCUGCUGCUUUCCCUCCAUGCCGGUGGGUUCGGGUGGCUGUGGCAGAGACCGCGUGGCCCUCAGAGCCACGUGUGGCCCUCUGUCCACCAGGUUUGGCCACCUGGCUGAAAUUCGAGUUCGCUCUGAGAUUGCAGCCGGAAUCAGCAUCGUUUUGAAUGGGGUUUUCUGGGAUGACGUGUGUGUGUGUGUGUGUGUGUGUGUGUGUGUG
This is a messenger RNA of Felis catus (domestic cat), 6119 nucleotides long. It is a transcript of the gene SH3BP4, whose product is annotated as SH3 domain binding protein 4. Lineage: Eukaryota; Metazoa; Chordata; Mammalia; Carnivora; Felidae. The record is from RefSeq and is a predicted model, not a curated record. The transcript is spliced from 5 exons. Gene Ontology annotation, molecular function: protein binding. Gene Ontology annotation, cellular component: cytoplasm. Bases 135 to 2975 code for a protein of 946 amino acids.